Molecule: messenger RNA, 3632 nt
Organism: Ostrea edulis (European flat oyster)
Lineage: Eukaryota; Metazoa; Mollusca; Bivalvia; Ostreida; Ostreidae
Exons: 13
Coding region: 124-1878 (584 amino acids)
Molecular function (GO): protein binding
Source: RefSeq, a predicted model, not a curated record
CUCAAUGUUUGCAAACAAAUAGGACACUUCCGGUUUGAGAAACUGAAAGUAAUCGCGUGCUUACACGUGCGGAACACUUCGGACUGUUACAUAGAGUUACAUAAUAGCUUGAGAUGACAAGGCAUGGCGUCGAGAACGUCUGCAGCUUUAGAGAUUAGAAAACUUAGGAAGAAAUUGAGACAGAUUGAGCAUCUGGAACGGAAAGAGGGCGACUUACUUGACGAGGAAUUAACAAAAAUAUCAAAGAAGACAGAAAUCCGCGAGCACCUGCUGCGAUUGCUGGCGACUGCUGAGGAUGACAAUGAAAGUUUUGAAGCAUCGACACAGUCAAACAUGACUAAUAAUAGCAAUGGAUCUAUGACAGAUCUACAGGACUCGGAAGUAUCUGCCUUCAACGUCACCGUGGUGUCUCCUGAAAAUGAAGAGGAUGGAUUUUGUGUGGAUGUUGAAUCUCUGGACGUGGAAAUCUGCGAGGAAACCGAUGAUCACGGUCCACAAGUGGUGGAGGUAUUCGGUAGUGUAGAAACACCACCUCGAGGAAAUCCCACUGGAUUGACUCCCACAAAAGAGGCUGAAAUAGAACAGAACAACCCUUACCAUGUGUUUCCAAGGGAAUCCAUCAAAUCAGGCAAUGUGUGUGGAGGUAGUCCCCCAAAAGAAAAGACGAAAGCAAAGAAAAGCAAAAACACAGAAGAAACACAACCCUGGAGUGGCUGGAGAGACAGCGUGUUUUAUGUGUCAGAAUUAGAGGGCCACAAUGACCUAAUUACAGACACUGACACACAGGGGACCACUCUGGUGACAGCAAGUCGAGACACAACAAUAAAGAUGUGGGAUUUGGAGGGACUGAGAGAGAUGCGAAGUUUUGGGGGACACACAAGCUCCGUCAACUCAGUUGUUCUGCUCUCACCUGAACACUCCAACAAAGUUUGUGAAGCCAUGAGAAUUCCCCUGACAGAGGGCAGAUUGAUCCUCAGUGGGUCCACCGACUGUCACUUUAAGCUGUGGUGUAGCUCUACAGGAAAGAUUUUGCGAUCCACCUACACAUUUAGUCCUGUGACCAGAGUUGCUUACCAUCCUGUGGCUGAAGUCUUCAUAACAGGCUCAGAUGGAGGAAAACUGGAAAUGUGGGAUUUACAAAGUGGCAAGAGUGUGCAGAGCUUGCAUGCUUUUGAAGACAGCGUGUCGGGUGUGGAGGUUGAUGGGCUGUGUGUCUACGCCUCCUCCGGGGAUGGGUAUAUCAAAGUGUACGAGAUUAGGGACAAAUGUUUCCACUGCAUUUUCGAGUCUGACAAUAUCAGGUCAACAGAUGGCUCUGCUCUUUGCAGUCGUGGGAUCCGGGGAAUGACCGUAAAGAAUGAUGUUAUCUACUAUGGUGACGAUGGACCGAAUGUGAAGGCACUCACUUGGAAAUCAGGUCUUGUUCAUAAAUUAGGUAACCAUAAUGAAGACUUUGGGAUCACAGACAGCCUGACGUGUAGUGAUGGAAUUCUGCUCGCCUCGGCUUUCUGUCUCGAUACAGGACUAGCAUAUAUAAACGUUAGAUCUUCUGAUGGUGAAAGAUACCUAUGCAGUUUAACUGAUGCAGAGACAGACAGAAUUUUGUCCAUCUGCUGUUCCAAAUUGUCGGAGGAUGCAUUUGUAAUAGUGUCAGCAGGUGUCCAACUAAAGGCAUGGAUUAAAACCUCGAGUCCAAGGUAUAUCCGACCCGGCGCCAGGCGGAUUAACUCCUCCUAUUACCCCCGGCUUAACAAAUCUCCGCGGCAUUCAGAUAUCGAGUCGGACCUUGAAAGCAGCGACGCGGGAUCGGAUGACUCUAUCGAGGACGAACCCAGUGCAGAAAGGAAAUCAUGGACGGCCUGGUGUAGCAUUGUAUAGACGGAUCCUGGACACAAAAGCUGGGAAGGCCAAUUGCUGUUUUUGUCCCUGACCAGCUUCAUUGAUUUGGACCUCUAUUAAUGGACGGAGGAAAAAAUGAAUAAAACUCAUCAAUUCUUUAUGGUCACCACUCCGGUUUAUCACAUUGGCCUGUUUUCUGUCUUUUGGGGGUUUUAAAAAAAAAAAUUGGGGGGGGGGGGGUCAUUGACAAUUUUAGUAACUAGUAAGAAGAAUGAACAAUUAAGGAGUGCCUUUACAGGUUUGCGGGAUUUGUACUAGUGUAUCAUGGGUAAUAAAGAUGUUUGUACUAGUGUAUCAUGGGUAAUAAGAAUGUAUGAAUGGAAUUUCAAAUUUGAAACGUCGUUUAGAUUGGGGUGUUGAUAAUUUCUGUAUCAAGUCUUCCAGGGUCUUUGGCCUGUAAUAUGCAAGGGGGAAACAAACGUUCAAUUCCCGACAGCCGUCUGUUGAUUAUUGAACAUGAAUUGCUUUUUUAUGUUCCCGUAAAUAGUAAUGGAUCGCCAUCACUCUGUCAUUGACUUGUAGGGAAUACGUGGCUAUUAUAUAAAUAUAUAUAUAGAGAGAGAGAGAGAGUUAAACACAACACACCUAGUCCCAGGGUUAUGUAAUAAACUCAGACUCAAGUCAAAAUUUCAAUCACCUGUACAUAAGGUGUUCAUUUCGUUUGAACUGAAACUCUUAAUUUGCAGACACUAGAAGUUUGAUGAAGCAAUAUUGAAUAACAAUUUUAUUUUGGAAUGACUAAGUUCUCAAUCCUUUCAUUACAAUAUUCAGAUUUUUUAGAUGUUUCACGAUCCUGGGGCCAGGCACAUGUCCUGUGGUACUUUUAUUUAUGUAUUAUUAUACAUCCAUUUUUGUGGCUGACCUUGUAAUGACUUUUGCUGUAUAUGUUUUAUAGUAUGAACGUUAUCUUAAUGAACUAAUUGAUACAACUUUCGUGGAAUUGGUUGGGUUUUUUUUUUUUUGGGGGGGGGGGGGGGAGUCGGAAGAGAUGAUUUCACCAAUUUCUAAAGUUUUUGACAAGCAAGAAAAAAAGAAAACAGAAGACAAAUUUACUCACAUUUGCAUGUAUAAAUAAUGAAAACCAAAAAACAAAGGGAAAGCCCCCCCCCCCCCCCCCCCCCCCCCCCCCCCCCCCCCCCCCCCCCCCAUUCUACUUCUCUGCAACUUAGGAUUAAUAAUGAUCCAAUAUUCAGUGGGUGCAGAUCUCUGAAAAGGAAGUAUGAAACAUGAGAGGUCCACAAUCUUUAAUAUUGAAAAGGAAGUAUGAAGCACAGAUGAAAGGCCACACUACACAGUAUCUUUAAUAUUGAACUGAACAUCCUGGGUUGAGUGUAAUUCGGUUGAGAUUUUGGAUGCCGUUUACACCGGAUUUUGGGAUGCCAUUUACACCGGAUCUUGGGUGUGUUGAAUACUAACUCGGCUUCCGUUGUUUGAAUGAUUAGUGAUCGUCCAUUCUAAAUGUGUAUCGUGUGUUUUCCCGUGUCCUGGCUUCCUCCUUCUGAAUACUCUAACUUUGUUUUCAUUCAAUGUUUUGAUUUUAAUCUGUUUCUGGUCCCCCUUUAAGGACCAGGAUGGUAUGUUCUGUGUUCAAGGAAGGAAAUGUCUUCUGUUAUAACUUAUAAUUAAUCUUCUCCACACCCUUCCUUUUGAUGCAUCAUUGUAAAUUUGUGUUGUGAUGUGUUCGUGUUUCUGUGCACACAGGCUAAACAGAAUAAAACUUCUACUUCUGGCAA